Lathyrus oleraceus (garden pea) is the source of this 516-nucleotide messenger RNA. RefSeq lists its product as uncharacterized. The transcript has a single exon. Lineage: Eukaryota; Viridiplantae; Streptophyta; Magnoliopsida; Fabales; Fabaceae. The record is from RefSeq and is a predicted model, not a curated record. Bases 1 to 516 code for a protein of 171 amino acids.
AUGACUACAACCUGCUCUCCGAUCUUCAAGCUGCUGAGAAAAGAUCAAGCCGUGGUAUGGAAUGAAGACUGUCAAAAUGCUUUUGAUAAGAUAAUAGAAUAUUUGCAAGAGCCUCCCAUCCUGCUGCCCCUUGUUGAGGGUAGACCUUUGAUAAUGUAUCUAACUGUGCUCGAUGAGUCCAUGGGUUGUAUCCUUGGUCAACAAGAUGAGACAUGUAAGAAAGAGCACACUAUUUACUAUUUGAGCAAGAAGUUCACAGACUGUGAGACAAGGUACUCGAUGCUUGAAAUAACCUGUUAUUCCCUAGCAUGGGCUGCUAAACGCCUCCGCCAAUACAUGGUGAAUCAUACUACUUGGUUGAUCUCGAUAAUGGAUUCGAUGAAGUAUAUCUUUGAGAAACCUGCUCUGACUGGCUGGAUUGCUCGUUGGCAAAUGCUAUUAUCCCAGUAUGAUAUCGAGUAUCACACCCAAAAAGCUAUCAAAGGAAGCAUCCUCGCUGAUUAUUUGGCACAUUAA